Knipowitschia caucasica is the source of this 3375-nucleotide messenger RNA. Lineage: Eukaryota; Metazoa; Chordata; Actinopteri; Gobiiformes; Gobiidae. The record is from the annotation of a GenBank genome assembly.
AUGGUCGUCGUGAACUCUGUCCUGAAGCUGGUGCAGAGGCAGACCUACACCUGCCUGUCGCACCGCUACGGGCUCUACAUCUGCUUCGGGGGGAUCGUGCUCAUGAUUGUGUCUGCCUUUCAGUUCGGAGAGGUGGCGAUGGAAUGGAGUCGAGACCAGUACCAUGUGCUGUUUGACUCCUACAGAGACAAUGUCGGUGGGAGGUCUUUUCAAAGCAGACUGUGUUUGCCAAUGCCUAUAGAUGUCGUAUACACAUGGGUGAAUGGCACAGAUGUGGCACUUAUUAAACAGCUUAAAGCAGUUAAAGAGCAGAUGAAGCGAGAGCAAAAGGCUUUGAGGGAUCGUCUUGGCAAAAAUGCAACAGAAACAAUUGAAGUGCCAAAAGACAGCUCGAAGCCAGAAUGCCUACUAUCCAAUUGCGUCAUGGCACCCAUUCUCAUCCUGGACCCCCCUCUGCCCUCCCACAUCACAAUUAAAGAGUUGCCUUCCGUUGUUCCAUCGUUCUCUGACGCCAAGGAGCUCCUGCUUAUGAACAAGCCUUUUCUUUCAACGUUUGUCUCCAUUGUGAUCUUUCACUCUCAGUCUGAAGCUGAUCGUGCUUAUUCUGCUGCUUCUAAGGAGAAACAUAAAUUCAAUUUGUCUCGUUGUUUCCUGACCACAGAUAAAGAGGAACCAGGUUUGUUCCGGAUGCAGACUCUGGCCUUCUUACAUGGAUUUUCAGCGACCUACAAAGAAACGGACCAAUUAAAAGUGAAGCUCCCGUCGGUCAUUUCGGAUAAGAUUGCACAGUUUGAGCUAUAUUCAGAGGCCAGUAUCGGUUUGCUUUUCCUGAAGACGUCUCAGGACUUUACAGAUCUGACACAACAGGCAAAAAAGAACCUGACCCUUGAUGGGAAGAAGUUAAGCAUCAGCCCGACCUUCCUGUUCUGGGACCAAACGCCCAUCUCUGAAUCGAAACAAAAUGAGGAUAUAUCUGCUAGUCGGUUUGAAGACAACGAGGAGCUUCGUUACUCUCUCCGCUCAGUAGAGAAACAUGCUCCGUGGGUGCGGCAUAUCUUCGUUGUGACUAAUGGACAAAUUCCUUCUUGGCUUAACCUGGAUAACCCCAGAGUCACAGUGGUCGCACAUCAGGACAUCUUCUUGAACCAAAGCCACCUUCCAACAUUCAGCUCUCCUUCCAUUGAGACCCACAUCCACCGCAUCCCAGGCCUCUCCCAGAAGUUCAUUUACCUAAAUGAUGACGUGAUGUUUGGCAAAGAUGUUUGGCCAGAUGAUUUUUACACCCACUCAAAGGGACAGAAGGUGUAUUUAACUUGGCCUGUUCCAAACUGUGCUGAGGGAUGUCCUGGAUCUUGGAUCAAAGAUGCCUACUGUGACAAGACUUGUAACAAUUCAGCAUGUGAUUGGGAUGGAGGAGAUUGCCUGGGACGCUUUGCAGACGAUGUUCCGGGAGCCAGGGGCCGCGGGGCAGGAGCACAGGUGUGGCAGUUUGCAGCUGGCGUUGGCCUUGGUGCAACGUCCUAUUGUAACCAAGGCUGUGCCAACUCCUGGCUUGCUGAUAAGUUCUGUGAUCCGGCUUGUAACAUCCUGUCUUGUGGGUAUGAUGUCGGUGACUGUGGGCAAGAACACUUUGGCGAGCUGUAUAAAGUGACCUUAACAAGAAACCAGACCGUUUAUUCUCUCCCAGUGGGCGAGAUCAAACCUUACUUCAGCUUUGCGCACGUGGCCCACAGAGUCUCCGCUGCCCAUGUCAGUGACAACGCAGCGGUGCGCCACACUUCUGUUGCUAACAAGUGGAAGACCAUUCACCUUCUGCUUUACACUGGCCACAAUCGGACACAAAUCUACUACAACAUGACUUUUCAAAAGAAGGACAAUGCCGAGUUCAUCAUGGGCUUUACUGUAGUCGUAGACACUCGCGAGGUGCCCCGCGUUAAUGUAUCUCAAACUACAGUCAAAGACAAAACCGGAGACCCUCAUCCCACACCCACUCCUGAGGCUGUUGUGUCUUUCUCAGACAUCCCAGAGGAAAGACGGGGGCCCAAAAUUAUCAGAAAGCAGUCCGCCGAGCAGUCGAUGGUUAUUCUAGUUCCUGCUGUAAAUGUGUCAUUGUUGCCAGCCUCAGUGCGCAGCGAGAUCCAAAAACUCGAUGAGAAGCUCCAAAUUGGCGACAUUACAUUAAAAGGCAAAAGUCCAGAGACUGCACCGCCAAAAGAUGAUCCACAAGAACGAGUGGUGGUGGGGAGGAAACUGCAACAUUUCACCUCAGUCGAUCGAGGUUUCCUUCCCUGGGAGAAAAGAAAAUUCUUCCACAGCCUUCUGGAAGAAGAGGAGCGACUGCAGAAAGAGCUGAGAUACGAGGCCAAUGGCGCUGCUGCAGGGCGGAGACUCCAGGACACUUUCGCCGAUUCUUUGCGUUUUGUUAACAAACUCCUGAACAGCCGGUUUGGCUUCACAUCCCGCAAAGUCCCUGCACAUAUGCCGCACAUGAUAGACCGAUUUAUCAUGCAGGAGCUACAAGACAUGUUUCCAAAAGAGUUUGAUGAAACCUCUGGCCAUCGUGUGCGGCACUCUGAGGACAUGCAGUUUGCCUUCUCGUACUUCUACUUCUUAAUGAGUGCGCAGCAGCAUCUCAAUGUCUCUGAAGUGUUUGAUGAAAUCGACACGGACCACUCGGGGAUACUGUCUGAUCGUGAGAUUAGAACACUAGCCACGAGGAUCUAUGAACUACCUCUAAACCUCCAGGAUUUGACUGGGUUAGAACAGAUGCUUAUAAACUGCUCUAAAACAUUACCGGCAAACCUGUCUCAGCUCGAUUUGGUGAAGCCAACCCAAGAAGCGUAUUAUGACCCGAGCAUGCCUCCUGUCACCAAAGGCCUAGUGAUCCACUGCAAAGCAAUCACAGAGCGUAUACAGAAGGCGUUCCAUGACCAGAAUAAAUAUAAGUUUGAGAUCAUGGGGGAGGAGGAGAUUGCUUUUAAGAUGAUACGCACCAAUGUGUCCCAUGUGGUCGGCCAAUUAGAUGACAUUAGAAAAAAUCCAAGAAAGUUUGUUUGUCUGAAUGACAACAUUGAUCACAGCCACAAAGAUGCAACAACAGUGAAGGCAGUUUUGAGAGAUUUUUACGAGUCCAUGUUUCCUCUGGCCUCACAGUUUGAAUUACCCAGAGAGUAUCGCAACAGAUUUCUACACAUGGACGAACUACAGGAAUGGCGAAUAUAUCGGGACAAGUUGAAGUUUUGGACUCACUGCGUUCUUGUGACACUUGUCAUAUUUACAGUCUUGUCCUUUUUUGCUGAACAGCUGGUUGCCUUGAAGAGGAAGAUCUUUCCGAGGCGCAGAAUCUACAGGGAUCAAAACUCUGAGGGGGUUUGA